Molecule: messenger RNA, 3767 nt
Organism: Monodelphis domestica (gray short-tailed opossum)
Lineage: Eukaryota; Metazoa; Chordata; Mammalia; Didelphimorphia; Didelphidae
Source: RefSeq, a predicted model, not a curated record
CCCCUCCCCAUUGUGGCAGUCUUGGGGCUCUCUGGGAACGUUAUGUGGGCAGUCUCAGCUCCUGGAAGGUGCACAGCUGUGCUUCUAGAACUUUUGCUGGGUGUGCAAAGAGGAAGUCUACCCACCUUGGGGCUCCCACCUCCUGAAGGAUCCCAGUGUGGCCCCAGCAGAAAACCUGGAGCCAGAGGGAAUGGCCCCUAAGAUCCCAAGGCCCCCCUCCCAGGGGUCAUUAACAUUCAAAGAUGUGGCUGUGGACUUCACCCAGGAAGAGUGGUGCCUAUUGGACCAUUCCCAGAAGGAGCUGUACCUGGAGGUCAUGCUAGAGAAUGUACAGAAUGCACUCUCUUUGGGGCUUCAAGUUCCUAGAGAAAAUUUUAUCUCCUAUUUUCAUCAAGGGAAAGCACCACGGAUGCUAGAGCAAAAAGGUCCAAAGAGCUACUGCCCAGAAGCAAAGACUAAUUUUGAAGUGAAGGAGAUGUCUAAAAAGCUGAGCCGUUUUGUAAAAGGAUCUGGCCCCCAAGGAUGCAUAAAUGAGGGUCUCCAUGACUUCAUUUUGAGAGAAAUCUGUGACUCUAAUAUCAAGGUAAAUAAAAGCCCAAAGAGUGUCUGUGAAGUUGAUGAAACUGCAGAGAAAUUCAGCCAAUAUUCAGACCUAAAUCAGUAUAUGAAAUUAACCUCUGGAAAUGAUGGUUGUCAGAAUAGUGUAUAUAGCAAAUGCUUUCCUGAAGAAGUAGGAUGUGUUCAGUCACCUGAGAAACUUCUUGAAAUGCCCAUGUUUCAAAGUACUGUUGGAGAAAUGGCCUUUAGACGGAGUUCAAACCUCCUUAGGCAUCCAAAAAGUAAACAUAUCAAUAUGGUUUCUGUGAGUGAAAAAGGGUCGCAACCUUUAAGUCAGAACUCUGAACUGGCAGCACAUCAGAGAAUCCAGGAUGGAGAGAAACCAUAUGAAUGUAAACAGUGUGGAAAAACUUUCAAACGGAAGGGCCAUCUUGCUGCACAUCAAAGAAUCCACAGUGGAGAGAAACCUUAUGAAUGUAAACAGUGUGGAAAAGCUUUCACACAGAGGAGCAAUCUUGCUGCACAUCAGAGAAUUCACACUGGAGAGAAACCUUAUGAAUGUAAACACUGUGGAAAGUCUUUUACAUGGAAGGUCUCUCUUGCUGCACAUCAGAGCAUCCAUACUGGACAGAAACCUUAUGAGUGUAAACACUGUGGAAAGACAUUUACAGACAAGAGAUCUCUUGCUACACAUCAGAGAAUCCACACUAGAGAAAAACCUUAUGAAUGUAAACACUGUGAAAUGGCUUUUACAUGGAAAAUCUCUCUUGCUUCACAUCAGAGAAUUCACACUGGAGAGAAACCUCAUGAAUGUAAACACUGUGGAAAAGCUUUUACCACAAAGGUCACUCUUGCUGCACAUCAGAGAAUCCAUACUGGAGAGAAACCUUAUGAAUGCAAACAGUGUGGAAAAGCAUUCACAGAGAGGAGCCAUCUUUCUGCACAUCAGAGAAUCCACACUGGAGAGAAACCUUAUGAAUGUAAACACUGUGGAAAGGCUUUCACACAGAGGGGCUCUCUUGCAGCACAUCAGAGAAUCCACACUGGAGAGAAACCUUAUGAAUGUAAACACUGUGGAAAGGCUUUUACAGAGAGGGGAUCUCUUGCUGCACAUCAGAGAAUCCACACUGGAGAGAAACCUUAUGAAUGUAAACACUGUGGAAAGGCUUUCACAAAGAGGAGCUCUCUUGCUAAACAUCAGAGAAUCCACACUGGAGAGAAACCUUAUGAAUGUAAACACUGUGGAAAAGCUUUCACACGGAGGGACUCUCUUGCUAGGCAUCAGAGCAUCCACAUUGGAGAGAAACUUUAUGAAUGUCAUAAACUUGGAUAGGCUUUCACAUAAAUCUCUACAGUUGCUUCAUGUCAGAAAAUCUUCACUGGAGAGAAACCUCAUGAGUGAGGCUGUUCUGUUGCAUAAUUUCUAGUUCCAUAGGAACACAAAUAAGAGAAAGUCUCCAGGCCAAAAAGAAAUUGGUUUAUUGAGAGAGGGCCAGUUUCACAAUAAAGCCGAACUUCUGGUUAAGAAAGACCCAGAGUCUUGUGAGUGGCCCCCUGACAUACCAAACUUAUGCUAAAAUGUAUAGGUUUAUGAUUGUCAACAAAUCAAACACAGAAUCUACAGUAUUUUUACAGUAACUUUAGCAACAAAAAUAGGGGUCAGCAACUAUGAAAAUAAAGUAUUUAUAAAAACGUUACCUAAGCAGUGAGAUCAGCAAAUGUAAAAAUUAUACUAUCAUGUAAUUACACUGGGCAUAUAUAGAUAUAGAUAUAGAUAGAUAGAUAUAUAGAUAUAGAUAGAUAUAGAUAUAGAUAGAUAGAUAUAUAGUCCCAAAACAGUAAAAUAAGGGAGUUUUUACCAGAGCUAAUUAAGUCACCACGGGUGGUUACAGAUAUCUAUUCUUGGUAAAGCCUCCCGCCAGCGAGAAGCUUUAUGGUAGGAAAAUAGAAAAGGGAUAGAAGUUUUGGAUCCCGCGAAGGGCGUGAAGGAGCCAAGCUUUUGAGAUGUCAAUAAUGAGUCAGUAAUCAAUUAUUAUUAAUAUUUGGGAGCCGCAGCCAUGCUCCAAUCAAUGGACGUCACUGAAAGGCUAUUUUCCGCCCAGAGAUCCCGUUUAACACUACACUGGUCAGAGGAUGAUAUAGCUCAGCUGGGAGAAUGAAUAGAGACUAAUAGAAUUAGAGAAUGCUAGGUAUUAGCAUUGGAAAAGAAAGAGAGACACCUGGCCGAAGCCAGGCCUCAGGUAAAGAUAGAGAGGAGAGAGAAAGGUGGUGAUAGCAAACCUGUAGCUCAUCCAAGAACAAGCAGGAGAAAGAGAGAGAGGAAGAGGAGGAGCUGGCCACGGCUUUCCAAUUUAUUAUCUACGCAAAUGAACUCAAUACAUAUUGAUAAGUUACACAAUGCCUCAAUACAUAUAGAUGAGUUACCUAGUGUAUUGCCAUUGGAUAAUUGCAAAUCGCGACAAGGUGAAGGGUGGAGUUUUUAUCCUCAGGUGAGUGAGACAAAAGGAAGCAGGAUUUUCGCGCCCUAAUUUCAGCCAUGCUGGGAAAGAGUUCAUUGCCAUGCGCAGAAUGGCAGAAUGGCCAUGUGCCCAUUCACAAACCUUGUCUCUUUAUAAUACCUACGGGCUGGACUGCUACACUUGGGAUUAUUCUUACUUAAGAUAGAUGUUACAAAAUACAUUCACUUAAGUUUUACCAUGCUUGACUUAUGCUACAAAUACAUUUUAAUCAAAACGCUAACACCUGCUGUUUGAGUUACACAAAUGAGAGAUUCCUAGAAUUUUCCUAAGGCCUCUGCUAACAAUGAUUAACUAUGAUAAAGCUAUAAUUUUAAUGAAAUCAAACCUUAGAGUUGGUAAUAAAACGAUCAUAAAGUGGGAUAGGUGAUUUCUUCACUCAUUGAUCUUAUAGUUGCCGCUUUUAGAUUAUUUAACAUACAAGGAUCCACACUCAAAAAACUUUGAGAAGAUGAUAAAUAUGAUAAGGCCUUCAGGCAACAACCAUCUAUUCCCAAGUAAAAAAUCUUUUUGGAUAGGAAUCUUAUUACUGUCAUGAGAAAAGAAAGACAUUGAAAUGGAGAGUCCAGUAUGAGAAAAUGUCUUCUGAACAGACCAGUUCCAGAUGGAUUCCCUGUAGAAAGACUUUUAUCCAAAAAUCAUCUCUUACUUCAUGUCAAAGAAUUCAAAAUGCAGAAAAACCUAAUGAAUGUG